AUGGCCAGCCGUCCUACUGUCACCGUCCACGGCGCCGAUGGGGCUGCCUCCAACGACACCCACCCGCUCCCCAAUGUCUUCAAGGCGCCCAUCCGCCCGGACAUUGUCCAGAGCGUCCACACCGGCAUGGCUAAGAACAAGCGUCAGCCAUACGCCGUGAGCGAGAAGGCCGGCCACCAGACCAGUGCCGAGUCGUGGGGAACUGGACGUGCUGUCGCCCGUAUCCCGCGUGUCUCUGGUGGUGGUACUCACCGUGCUGGUCAGGCCGCGUUCGGUAACCAGUGUCGCUCUGGUCGCAUGUUCGCUCCCACCAAGGUCUGGCGCAAGUGGCACCAGAAGAUCAACCUUGGCCAGAAGCGUUUCGCUACUGCCUCUGCCAUUGCUGCGUCUUCGAGCGCUGCUCUGCUCCUCGCCCGCGGUCACCACGUCUCCACCAUCCCAGAGGUCCCACUCGUCGUUUCGUCCUCUGCCUUCGGUGGUGCCAUCAAGAAGACCUCUGCCGCCGUCGCUCUCCUCAACGCCGUCGGUGCUGGACCUGAGCUCGAGAAGGUCAAGAACUCCCGCAAGCUGCGUGCCGGUAAGGGCAAGCUGAGGGGUCGCCGCCACCAGCAGCGCCGUGGACCUCUCGUCAUCUACGAGCCAGAGAAGGACGGCAAGGAGCUCAUCCGCGCUUUCCGCAACAUCCCAGGUGUCGAGACCAGCACCGUCUACGCUCUCAACCUCCUCCAGCUCGCCCCAGGUGGCCACCUCGGUCGUUUCAUCAUCUGGACCUCCGCCGCAUUCGCCGCCCUCGACACCGUCUACGGCAGCACCACCGAGCCAUCUGAGCUCAAGAGGGACUUCCUCCUCCCAUCCAACGUCGUCGCACAGCCAGACAUUGCCAAGCUUAUCAACAGCUCCGAAGUGCAGUCUGUGCUGCGACCAGUCAAGGGCGGUGCCAUCACCAAGCGCGCCCAUGUGCAGAAGAAGAACCCGCUCCACAACAAGCAGGUCCUGCUCCGCCUCAACCCAUACGCCAAGGCAUACUCGAAGGAGGGUCUCGGCCACGUCAAGGCCGACGAGAAGCCCAUCGCCAAGGAGGCUUCGUUCGAGGCUACUCUUCACGAGAACUAA
Messenger RNA from Zasmidium cellare ATCC 36951, 1113 nucleotides. RefSeq lists its product as uncharacterized. Gene Ontology annotation, biological process: translation. NCBI's taxonomy places the organism in Eukaryota, Fungi, Ascomycota, Dothideomycetes, Mycosphaerellales, Mycosphaerellaceae. The record is from RefSeq and is a predicted model, not a curated record. The transcript has 3 exons. Bases 1 to 1113 code for a protein of 370 amino acids. Gene Ontology annotation, molecular function: structural constituent of ribosome; RNA binding. Gene Ontology annotation, cellular component: ribosome; cytosolic large ribosomal subunit.